Molecule: messenger RNA, 1206 nt
Organism: Dendrobium catenatum
Lineage: Eukaryota; Viridiplantae; Streptophyta; Magnoliopsida; Asparagales; Orchidaceae
Exons: 2
Coding region: 1-1206 (401 amino acids)
Source: RefSeq, a predicted model, not a curated record
AUGGAUGCUUUCUCUUGUUAUUUGGAUGCCGGUAGAUUCAGUGGUUUCCCUUAUGAUCAAACCCGGUAUAGCCAUUUGUUGUAUGCUGGCGACAUUUUGGUUUUUGGCCCAUCUACUAUUUCUAAUGCUCAAGCUCUUAAUGAGACUUUGGGUGGUUUUGGUCAUAUCUCUGGUCUAUACAUUAAUAGAGAUAAAAGUUCUAUUCUUUUCUCUCGGAAUUCUCAAAUGGCCACUGAUAUCAAGAACUUCCUUGGUAAGAUUCAAUACUUGAAAUUCACUAUAGCCAAUACUAUUGCAUAUUGGAUCCGCGAAGAGAUAAUACCUAAGGAUUGCUGUAAGAUAUUUAACAGACUGUGUGCUAGGUUCCUUUACCAUGGCUCUACCUAUGUUAGGAAAUUACAUCUCAUUGCCUGGAACAACACUUCUCUGCCUUACUGCUAUGGGGGUCUCGGUAUUCCUGACAUCAACUCCAUGUAUUUUGGCCAUGCCUGCUCCUUAUGGAGAUUUUACACUUUGGAUUCACCUAUCAACUCUUGGUUUAGAAGUAAUUUUGAAUCUCCAUUCAAACCUGUUAACACUAAAGCUUCAAAAUUCUGGAAACUGAUUAGUGACACUGCCAUCCGUGUUAAACACUUACUGAAAUUUCAUGUGACACAUUCGAAUUGUAAACUUUCUAUGUCUUGGAACCCUUGGGUUAAUGGCUUAUCAUUAGCUAACAUUUCCUCUUCUCUACCCCCGAGUAAUACUAUGGCUAGAGAGUAUAUUUUUAACUGUUGCUGGGUUUUAAAGAAUGACUUUCCUCGUCAGCUAAUCCAGCUGAUCUCCUCUACUCCUAUUGUGGACUGUGACAUUUGUGCUUCUUGGACUGGAAAAGGGACUCCAAAUUAUAAAAACUUCAGAAAAGUGUUCUUUGCUGAUCUCAUUAAAGUCCCUUGGUAUAAGUUUAUUUGGCAUAAACGAAUUGCGCUUAGAUAUUCCUCUUACACCGGAUUAGCUGUUUGCAAUGGGCUUAAAACUGCGGAUGUGUUGGCUAAAAGGAAUAUUAUCAUACAUUCUAUUUUCCCCCUUUGUGAUAAGAAGGAUGAAUCUAUCUCUCAUUUGUUCUUCCAAUGCCAAUACUCAUUUCAAAUUCUGGAAACGCUUUUGCCGGAUGUCAGGGGAUUGUUAUUGAGACCUAAGAUGCUGCAGCUAUUUGAAUUUUUUUGA